UACUAUUAUCCGUUUGCAGAAGAAAAAAAAAAUAAAACAAACGCAGCUUUUGUUUCUUCUCUUUUCUAUAUAUUUAAAUUCAAAACAAGUAAAAAAAAAAAAAUCCUCUGCUCCUCUUCCUCAUUGCACUCUUUCGUUACACCUCUAAACUCAAAACCCAUCAAUAUCUCUCUUGCUGAGCGAUCAAUUUAGGGUUUUGAAACAGUGAAUCUUCACCACCUCAGGAUGCAAUGUGAUAUUUGUAAUUUUCAUUACAAAAGAAGGGGACAGAUAAUCUUACAGUAGUAUGGCAACUGAGAGUCCAAUUAGAAUCUCCGAAGCUGGGGGUAAAUGGCCAUCACAUAAGGAAGCUACAGCUUUCGGUUCAACAUCUCGCAACAUGGCAACAGAGGAUUUGGGUAUACUUUUGAAUGGCCAUAGGUUCCAUGGUGGGAGAAAGGAUGUGACACCAAACCGCAGUGGCAGUGCACCUCCCAGCAUGGAAGGCUCGUUUUUGGCCAUAGAAAACCUCUUACCCCAGCAGAUCAUCACCCAGAAUGCAAGCUUUGCAGCUCUAAGCAGUGCCAUGCAAAAUUGCGAGUCUGAAGAACAAUUACGAGCAGAUCCAGCUUAUUUGGCAUAUUACAGUUCCAAUGUCAACCUAAACCCUAGACUUCCUCCCCCACUUACAUCCUGGGAAAACCGCCAUUUAGGACAUCAUAUUGGCAGUUUUAGAAAUAAUUGGAGAAUGUCUGCUGCUGAUGAUAGUGAUAAAAGUUCUUUAGAUUUGCCUCAAAGGACUCUUUCCACACACAAGGAGGAGUCGGAAGAUGAAUCACACCAACAGCCAUAUGAUGACGAAUUGAUUAAGGCGAGCGGAUUGUGGCGUAGACCUGAUGCGGCUUCAUUGGCAUCUCAACCUAAAAACGUUGUUGAUUUAAUUCAGGAGGAUUUUCCUCGCACCAUGUCACCUGUAUAUAGUAAGUCUCUUUCCGAAAGUCCUGGACUGGUGGAUAAACCAAUUGACUUAGAAGUCGGUUCUAGUUCUUCUCAUGAUCCCCCUGUUACUACAGUAGAAGCUGCUAAACCUACUGUAGGUGCGGAUAGCAUAAGGGUGUCAUCAAUUGUUGAUACCCAUGCCCCUGUUGCAAGCUCAUCAUCUCUUGAAUCCACUGGUAGCAUUGGUGUUAAUGACUUAGACGUUGCAUCUGUUGCAUCUCAACUGAAGGCUCUUGGUGUAUCUAAUCUACCACACUCAGAAAGUCUGAGUUACGAAGAAAAGUGGAAGACUAGCUACCAGAACAAUUUGAUGCAACGCCCAGGAUUCCAGCAACAAAACAAUGCAUCUGAUAUUCCUAGCGCCAAUUCUCAAAAUGUAAAUUCUGUGUAUAUUGGUAGGGAACAGUUUCCUUUUAAUUCAAGCAAGUUCUCCAAUGUCCAGCCACUACUGCAGUCGUCUGGGUUUACACCUCCCCUAUAUGCCACAGCAGCUGCUUAUAUGAACUCAGCAAAUCCAUUUUACACAAAUAUGCAGGCCCCAGGUAUGUAUACUCCACAAUAUGUUGGUGGAUACACUGUAAAUCCGACAGCUUUUCCUCCAUAUGUUACUGCAUACCCUCCUCAUGGUGCUGUACCGUUUGUUGUUGAUGGAGCUACUAGUUCUAGUUAUACUCCACUAACACCUGGGGUUUCAACUGGGGGAAACAUUUCACAUGGAACUGAAAUGGUACAGGCAAACAAGUACCUUGGGCAAUUUGGAUUUCCUGUGCAGCCUUCUUUUGGUGAUCCCAUGUACAUGCAAUAUCAGCAGCAGCCUUUUGUGGAGGGAUAUAGUAUUUCUGGUCAUUUUGACCCAAUGACACCUAGAGCAAGUAGUGUUAACCAAAUUAGCCCUUAUGAUUCACAAAAAAGGCCCAGUACAGGUACUUAUUUGGAUGAUAAAAAAUUACCUGAUCAGAGAUCUGCUACUAAUAUGAACUCAAGAAGAGGUGGAUUAUUGAUUCCUAGUUAUUUUGGACACAUGCCAAAUAUGGGUUUUUUAAUGCAGUAUCCAAGUUCACCACUUCCAAGCCCAGUUUUAUCUGGAUACCCAGAAGGAAGUCCAGGCCAUCUAGGUGGUAAUAAUGAAAUAAAACUAUCCCCAGCUUCUGGUAGAAAUGGAGGCAUAAUAUCUGAAUGGCAAGGUCAGAGAUCAUUUGAUGGUGGUCAUGACCCCAAAAUUGUUAAUUUUCUUGAAGACUUAAAAUCUGGCAAAGGUCGAAGGUUUGAGCUAUCUGAUAUUAUUGGACAUAUUGUUGAAUUUAGCUCUGAUCAGCAUGGGAGUCGAUUUAUACAGCAGAAGUUGGAAAGUUGUAGUGUUGAAGAGAAGACAUUGGUGUUUAAGGAGGUUCUUCCACAUGCUUCUAAAUUAAUGACUGAUGUAUUUGGUAACUACGUGAUACAGAAGUUUUUUGAGUAUGGAAGCCCUGAGCAGAGGAGGGAACUUGCAGAUCGGCUGGUUGGCCAGAUACUACCUCUAAGUCUGCAGAUGUAUGGCUGUCGUGUAAUCCAAAAGGCACUUGAGGUUAUUGAGCUUGAACAGAAAGCUCAGCUUGUUCAUGAGCUAGAUGGAAAUGUUAUGAGAUGUGUUCGUGACCAAAACGGUAACCAUGUAAUUCAAAAAUGCAUCGAAUCGAUUCCAACCAAAAAAAUUAGUUUUAUACUAUCUGCAUUUUGUGGUCAAGUUGCUAUUCUAUCAAUGCAUCCCUAUGGAUGUCGAGUCAUACAGAGAGUACUAGAACAUUGCACAGACGAGAGUCAGUGUCAGUUUAUUGUUGAUGAAAUCUUGGAGUCAGUUUGUGAUCUUGCUCAGGACCAGUAUGGCAAUUAUGUUACACAGCAUGUCUUGGAGAGAGGAAAGCCUCAAGAAAGGAGCCAAAUUAUCAGCAAGUUGUCAGGACAUAUUGUUGAAUUAAGCCAGCAUAAGUUUGCUUCAAAUGUUGUAGAAAAAUGUUUGGAGUAUGGUGAUGCCACCGAACGGGAGAUGCUAAUUGCAGAGAUAUUUGGGCAUGGUGAACAAAGUGAUAAUUUAUUGAUAAUGAUGAAAGAUCAAUUUGCUAAUUAUGUGGUCCAGAAGGUCAUUGAUAUCUGUUCUGAAAAACAGCAAGCGAUGUUACUUUCUCAAGUAAGAAUUCAUGCACAUGCUUUGAAGAAAUACACAUAUGGGAAACACAUUGUGGCUCGGUUGGAACAUCAAUUUGGAGAGAAUCAAACACCAGGCUCAUGAUGAGAAGAGAGACGAAGCCAUGUGUCUUCAAUGCAACUGUGACGUGCAAAACCCACAGCUUCAACAUAUGUUGUUUGGUCACAGGAAAUAGCUGAGACAUUGAUAGGUUCCUGUUGUUUUUCUCCUGACUUCAUGCCUGCGCCUUGAUAUAGCUUCCACAUCGAUGGCCUCAGGAGAUAUCAGUAUAUACAACUAUACUUUUAAACUCUGUAAUUAUGAGAUUCAAAAUAAUUGCUUCAAAAUGUUAUUUGGGUAUAAUUAUUUGGAAGGAAACCCUUCCCUUCCUGAUGUAUAAGUUACUGUGUCUUUCGUGCUCAGUGUGGGGUUUUCUUGAGAUACAGGUAUUCUAGAGUUCUAGAACUGAACUAGUGCGUGUCACUUUAGCACCUGAUCCUUGUGAUGGAUGCAUGUAUGUUUUAGUUGAAAAUGAUUAAAUUGGUUGCCGUUUUUUUAUCACUCGUAGCAGAUAUUGGGGAGUAGAUUCCCUCACUCUGACUGCGACGAAAUGGUGGAGUUGAUGCUUCUUCAGCCAAUGAAUAUUAUUUUAAUCAUUUA
Molecule: messenger RNA, 3799 nt
Organism: Vigna unguiculata (cowpea)
Lineage: Eukaryota; Viridiplantae; Streptophyta; Magnoliopsida; Fabales; Fabaceae
Product: pumilio homolog 6, chloroplastic-like
Biological process (GO): post-transcriptional regulation of gene expression
Cellular component (GO): cytoplasm
Molecular function (GO): mRNA binding
Source: RefSeq, a predicted model, not a curated record